CAGCAGCAGUUCUGUCAGGCAGCUUGUGAGGAGAAUGGGAUAUUGAGAGUCGGGUAAAGGGUGGCUGAGCUGUUUUUCCCCUGCAGAGUCGGCAGUGAAACACCAAUCAGACCUCAAUCAAUCAAAGCUUUAAAACAGAAAUAUCAAUAGCUGUACGCAAAGCUGUACAUUGCACAAAGCCAGCACUACUUCACAAUAGAAGUCACAGAGGGAAAUAAUGACAUGCAUUGUGUGGUCUUUUCUUCUUCUUUACAGUACAAACUCUUCUAGCUUUCAUCCUCACCUCUGUUUUUACCAGUGCUGUGCUCGCUCCCUCUCUCACUCUAUAUAAAGUCGCUUUGAUUGAGUAUCUUUUUCUCUCGUGCACUCAGCAACAGCCCCACACACACACACGCUCGUGCUCACACUCUCCUCGCACACACGGCUGCCUCCUGAACUCAUGAAAACACGACCAUGCAGUGCCUUGGAGUCUUUUGAUCCUUCAUUUUGAGUGUCCCCUCCUCCUUCAGAGUGUGAGGUGGACGGGCUCCCCGGUGGUUACGGGUCCAGGGACACCAUCCUCACACCUGCUGUUAAGAAGGACUGGAAGAGACGCAGGCGUCAGCACCUGAAACGUAUCGACAGCUGCAGCAGCUGGGAUCCAGGCCACACUGAGGCUGGCAGAGGGAAACCGCAGCCUGCAUUCGAACUGAGCGGACGAGUAGCCAUGCGGUGCUCCACCCUGCUCGUUAUCUUCACCGGGGUGAUGCUGUACUUGGUGCUGGGCGCCGUGGUGUUCCGCACCCUGGAGACUGAGCGAGAAGAGGGCAUCCACGUUCAGCUGCAGCACACACGCCGGGAGUUCUUGUCGGACUUCAGCUGCGUGGAGCCAGACAACCUUCGGUCUCUCAUAGAGGAGGUGGUCGAUGCCAUCGGUGCAGGUGUGGAUCCUAUCAACAACACCACCUUUGUCAGCCAAUGGGAUCUAGCCAGUGCCUUUUUUUUCUCAGGGACAAUCAUCACAACCAUUGGUUUUGGAAACAUCUCCCCAAAGACAGAAGGAGGCCAGCUGUUUUGUAUUUUCUAUGCCCUGGUGGGAAUCCCAUUGUUUGGUAUCCUGCUCGCUGGUGUCGGAGACCAUCUGGGUACUGGGCUGAGGAAAGCCGUUGCCAAAAUAGAGACUCUCUUCCUGAAAUGGCGUGUCAGUCCUACUAUUGUGCGAGUGAUCUCCGCCGUCCUGUCCAUCCUGCUGGGUUGUCUGCUCUUUGUUGCAGUGCCCAUCCUAGUUUUCCAAGAAGUGGAGCAAUGGAGUCUUCUGGAGUCGGCCUACUUUGUAGUCAUCACCCUAACAACAGUGGGGUUUGGAGACUAUGUUGCAGGAGAUUCUGGCCUAGCAGGGAGCGACCACUGGUACAAGCCUCUGGUGUGGUUCUGGAUCCUGCUGGGUCUUGCCUACUUUGCAUCUAUCCUGACUAUGAUUGGUAACUGGCUGCGGGUUCUCUCUAAGAAGACCAGAGCUGAGAUGGAAGAACUACGAGCCCAUGCCACUGACUGGACCCAGAACAUCCAGAACAUGUCAGUGGAUUUUCGCAUUCCAGGAAAAAUCGAUGACCCCUUCAAACGCCGCAGGAGAAAGCGCCGCCAUGGCUCCCGCAGUCAUGGUCACAGUGUAUCAGCCACAGGGGCUCCUGAUGGGAGAGAAGUGCAACAUGAGAAUGAAACAGAAUCCGGAUCGUACUCCUCUUCCUCCUCUUCUGCCUCCUCCAACGAAUCAGGAUCUGGAACAGAGACGGACUCUCAGGUCACUCAGACAGAACGAGUGCCUGAAGAAAAACCAGAAGAGAGCGUAAAGGAGGAAAUUGCUCCUAAUCCCCACCUGUCUCAGCCUCUGGACUACUUUGGGGAGAACCUUGCGUUUAUUGAUGAGUCAUCAGAUGCUCUGAGUGGUAAACUACAUUUGGACCCACUGCUGGAUUCAUCGCAAACCAACUCUGCUCGCUCCCGUCAGCCAAAGAGGAGACGCCACAGGCGGCCUGUUCCACAGAGAAGCUCCAAAAACAACAGCUCCGACCCUGACAAAAAGGAGCCCAAUGGAAACACCACACCCGUUCCAGAUCUACCCCUGAACCUUAAGGUUUGAGCGAGGAGCUGAAAGCCCUCUGCUGCAACAAGAUUCAACGUGAGAGAAGUUUUGGAAAAACCUGACCCAGGAGUCCUCAGCCUUGCAAUUUAUUUGUGUAUAUGUACUGCUUACUUACAGACACUUAAGAUGAAAACCUAUUGCAGAUGCCUUAGCCACUUGUGGUUUGCAUUUAAUGCCCUUUAGCAUGUGAGUGUGUAUGCCUUAAUCAAAGAUGAUGAUAAGUGUUUUUAUAUGCCAAUGUUCCCUUCACUUCACGAGGAGCUACUGCUCUCUACUGGGCCAAGAGAGAAGUGCACCUCCAUUCUCUCCACAUGAGGGCUCCCUGCUUUUUACUAAUACACAUCAGAGCAAGAGGAAACAGAGAUGAACGAAAACCCGUUUGGCCAGAAACGUAGCACAGUAAUGUUGCUGUUAGUUGGAGACUGUUACACUCUACUCCUGCCAACAAUCACACGGGUAUUAAACAGGCUCUUACAUGUUGUUGGUUUGCAACAUAACUUUUCUAAAUGCCUUGUAAACAACCAUAACAUUUGCAUUUUGAUGGCCAAAUGCAUUAAUCACACUGUAACUGCAAACGUGUAAUAAAUAUUUUGAAGUAAACACA
This is a messenger RNA of Solea solea (common sole), 2726 nucleotides long. RefSeq names its product potassium channel subfamily K member 4 (gene kcnk4b). Gene Ontology annotation, cellular component: membrane. NCBI's taxonomy places the organism in Eukaryota, Metazoa, Chordata, Actinopteri, Pleuronectiformes, Soleidae. The record is from RefSeq and is a predicted model, not a curated record. The transcript has 8 exons. Gene Ontology annotation, biological process: potassium ion transmembrane transport; stabilization of membrane potential. The coding region runs from base 707 to 2119 and encodes 470 amino acids. Gene Ontology annotation, molecular function: potassium ion leak channel activity.